UGGAGUUUCUUCGUGCACGGCUACAUUCGAACUUGCCGCACUUUCGCGACUUCCUGUGUUCGAACUUCGAAAAGUUCCCGAUUCCGAAAGCUCGUUGCAAGACUUUGAGAACAUGCUGAACAAGAACUUCGCCAUCGCCGUGGCCGUGGUGCUGGCGUGCGUGUGCCUCGCCGAGGCGCGCGAGGAGAGUCCGCACGACAUGGCGGACGCUCUGCGCAUGCUGCAGGAACUGGACCGCUACUACACCCAGGCUGCCAGACCGAGGAUCGACCGCCGCGACGUCGGCGAUGACCGCGUCGACCCACAUGUGAUAGACCGCGCGCUUCGCCUCCUACAACUUCAAACCCUAGACCGUCUUUACUCCUACCACACGCGACCAAGGUUUGGGAAACGCUCCGAUUCCUUCACAAACUGGGCCAAGGAUCUUGAAAAGCCAGACAUACCCGCCUGGCUGCAAUACGCCAGAAGGAGAUGAGGAGAGCAACCGAAGCCGGGUCCUUCGCUAGAGCCGUUUCUGCAUACUGCUAAUACCA
This is a messenger RNA of Cydia amplana, 533 nucleotides long. RefSeq names its product neuropeptide F (gene NPF1). Bases 113 to 475 code for a protein of 120 amino acids. The transcript has 5 exons. Lineage: Eukaryota; Metazoa; Arthropoda; Insecta; Lepidoptera; Tortricidae. The record is from RefSeq and is a predicted model, not a curated record.